GUGAACCUUAUUUUUAUAGCCUUUCUUUCUCUUUUUUCUGUCUCUUUCUUCUUUACAAUUCAUUGAUAAAUUCACUUGUUAGGUUUAUUUACCUUUCACUAGUUUAACGCUUUUAUCUUUUUUAAACUCUCUACUACUCUUCCUCUCUCUCUCUCUCUGUCUCCGCGUUUGAUGCAAAUGGCUGAAUCUGACGACUACUUGCUCAUGUCCUCUUCGGAUAUGUUUGGAAAGGAUCAUCUUCUCUCAAACUUUUUGCAAGAUCCUUCUCUUUCGCCGGUUGUCGAAACCAGUUUCCCUUCGCCUGCCUCAUCCACGGAUUCUCUGGAUAGUCCUGAUGGAAGUGAUCGUACCUUUUCUAUUGAUCCUGCUGUACUUCAGAACUUGCCCCUUUCUGUUUUACAAUCACUUGCUGCCAUGUACCAACAACCUAAUUCAACCGAAAAUUUUGAUCAAUUUGUCAAGUUUGAAGAAGAUAAAUCAACACAUGAGCCAUCUACUGUUUCUCCUACGGCUUCUACUAGCACACCAGUUCCUGCUACGCAAACUCCUACCGCAAGCACUUCCUCUUCUUCCACUCCCAAGUCUAAAGGAAAAUCAUACCGUCCUCCACGUCAAUUGGAGUGUUUCAACUGCCAUGUUACUAAGACUCCUCUUUGGCGUAGGACUCCAGACAGAGCACAUUCUCUCUGUAAUGCCUGUGGCCUCUAUUACAAACAGUAUGGUACGCACCGUCCCCUUCAUGUGCGUCAGAAACAGCAAAGUCCUACAAACAAAGAACAACCUGCUCCUUCUAAUGAUGUCUCUUAUGCCGUUGAAGCUGCUGCUCACUUACUCCGUCCUCUUCUUAAUCAAAACACAGCUCAAGAGAAAUGCCUCAAGUGUGACCAAGUGAAGACUUCUCUUCAGAAAGGAUCCAAUGAUGAAUUGGUAUGUGAGACAUGUAUUCAAAACGAAUUGACUACUGUUGGUGAAAAACGUCGCUGCUCAGAAGAAAUAGAAGGUCAAAGACCCAACAAGAUGCCUAUGUCGGAAACACCGGCCUUAUUUCCUGCAACUACACAUGCUGUACCACAAUCACCACCACAAAGUAUCAUGCAGUCUAAAGAAUGGGCCGAAAUUGAUGAUACUCGCUUCAAGACAUUGCUCAGUCGUAUGAAUACACAGCAGAUGCAUGGGUUCUUGGGUAUGCUCGAACGUCGAUGUGCUAUCUUACGUUCUAUUCUUCUUCCUCAACAGGAAUAAUCCUUUUUUUGCAUCUCUAUCUUUUUUUUGUAAAUUUUGAUUCCUUGUUUAUUUGGCUUUCUUUUCAACAAAAGAAGCUUUGUAUAUGUUCAACACAUACAUAGAGUAUUAUAAACUAAUCUCUAUGCUAUUUAUUUAUAUAUUUCUACACUUUCAAAAAAUAUCUGUUAAUUUAUUUCUUUAAUAUCAUUUUAUACCGUUCAACACUUCAAUAAAAACAUUUGUCAUUUUUUCUAUCUGAUUCAUUAGUAAUAUCUUCCGAUAAAUUUCUCACGAUAAGAGGACCAUUUUAUUUUUCGUGUUCAGGAACCAUUUGACUUAUUGAUACGACCUCCCAUGACUCAUUACUUGAUUAGCAAACACAGCUUUACGUCAAGUAUAGUUUGAUUUAUUUUUACGUAUGAUUUCAUAAAAUAAUAAUCUCACUGAGCU
Messenger RNA from Rhizopus microsporus ATCC 52813, 1674 nucleotides. RefSeq lists its product as uncharacterized. Bases 178 to 1242 code for a protein of 354 amino acids. Gene Ontology annotation, molecular function: RNA polymerase II cis-regulatory region sequence-specific DNA binding; DNA-binding transcription factor activity, RNA polymerase II-specific; zinc ion binding. The transcript has a single exon. Lineage: Eukaryota; Fungi; Mucoromycota; Mucoromycetes; Mucorales; Rhizopodaceae. Gene Ontology annotation, biological process: positive regulation of transcription by RNA polymerase II; negative regulation of transcription by RNA polymerase II. The record is from RefSeq and is a predicted model, not a curated record.